UUCACAGGAUAUUGUCUUCGCCAAUUCUCAAAAUGAAGCAUUUUCUUUUGCUUUUUUUUAUAGAUUCAGGGUUUCUUUUCAGGCACAUUACAUGGUGAUUUGAAUAUCUAAAGAUAAAAAGAUAUUGGCAUGUCUCUCCAAAAGUGAUAUAAGUCAAAGAGAUUUACAGUUUGGACUGAAACCACUGGAAUGUUAUAGGAUACCUCUGGUAUGUUUUCUCUUUCUUUAGAAAGCAGUUAUUUUUGCUGACUUUUUUUAACAUCCCCCCAGAAAAGUUAGCAAAAAAAAAAAACGACUUUUGCAUAAAUUGUGGGUGGAGGUAUUUUGACUCUGAAAAAUCCAGCUAUCGUGUUUCUGCAAAAAAAAGCCCUUGUUGGAGUUUUUCAAACCCAUCAUCUCCUCUACCGCAGUCCUGAAUGUAUCUCCAUCUGGUCCACAGCUGAAAACUAUUAGACGGUGCUUGAACUUCCUUCUUCUCAGUAUUCCACACGGUUUCACAGCAAGUGGAGUAUUGGCAAACAGACAGAAGGGAUCACAAAGACGCAAGGGUUUCCAGUAUGAACAGGGCCUUUAACAGGAAAAAAGAUAAAUCCUGGAUGCACACUCCAGAAGCUCUGGCAAAGCAUUACAUACCCUACAAUGCCAAGUUUCUUGGAAACACAGAAGUUGAACAACCGAAAGGCACAGAGAUUGUUAAAGAUGCAGUUAGAAAGUUAAAGUUUCAAAGGCAUAUCAAGAAAUCAGAGGGACAGAAGACCCCGAAAGUCGAACUGCAAAUAUCCAUUUAUGGAGUGAAGAUCUUAGAUCCCAAGACAAAAGAUGUCCAAUAUAACUGCCAGUUGCACAGGAUAUCCUUCUGUGCAGAUGACAAGACGGAUAAAAGGAUAUUCACCUUCAUCUGUAAAGACUCAGAGUCAAACAAACACCUCUGCUACGUGUUUGACAGUGAGAAAUGUGCAGAGGAGAUAACACUCACUAUUGGCCAGGCAUUCGACUUGGCCUACAAGAAGUUCCUUGAGUCUGGUGGAAAAGAUGUGGAGACACGGAAACAGAUAGGAACCUUACAGAAAAGAAUUCAAGAACUGGAAACUGAAAAUUCUGAGCUGAAGAAGCAGCUUUCGGAUCUGGAGGAGCAGUUGAUGAUUGCUCCUGUACCACCACUGCUGCACAUAAACUCUACUAACGAGGCCUACAUGCUCUCAAGGCCCUCCUCGCUCUUCUGGUGUCACAAUCUGACGUCCUUCUCGUGUCUUGAGAUCUCCUCGGUCACACUCACCCCUAUGAGCUCGCCAGAGUCCAACCUCUCGGCAGGGCUACUAACCCCUCCUCCGGCUAAAUCCGCUCUCCUUCCAAAGACUGCCGACGGAUGCAGCAUCCCCCGACCUCGCGCUGGCAGCAUCUCCUUGAAACCCCAGACAUCCACAGAUGUUUUUGACAUGGUUCCCUUCUCUGCUGUCACACCCCUGGUGCCAAUACCCGCAAGCAACGGCACACCCCCUCCGCCCCCUACAACAUCUCCUUCAGACAUGAGUAAAGACCUUUUUGGUGCAGCACCUUUCGAUCCGUUUACCUGUGGGCAAGCCGACUUCCCCCCGGAUAUCCAGUCCAAGCUGGACGAGAUACAGGAGGGGUUCAAAAUGGGACUAACCCUAGAGGGCGCUGUCUUUUCUCCUGACCCACUAGACAGUCGCUGCUGAUGCCAAGUAGACAUGUUUCUUUUACAUACUGUUAAAUCAUUUGUAUUAAAAGUGCCAGAAUUGGGUCUAAAAUUCAAGAUGUCAAUGUUCUUCUCAUCUUGAGGUUUAUAUGUAUUUGCAUUUGAAUUUGGUUUUAGAAUAAUCAAAGGUAUAUUCAAGUCUGAUAUAGAAAGCACUAUUUUUGUAAGAUCACACAUGGGAAGGAUUAGUUUUGAGACCUCUUGCUUGUACAGGCAAUGAUGGGUGUAAAUAGUAUGUGCAAUGGUACACUCUUUGGCCGAAUUUUCUUAUGUGUAGAAUCAGUUUUAUUGAAUAUACACCACUUAGAACGACGCUGUUAGCACAUUCUUAUUUGUCUGUCGGACACGACUUGCUGAUCGUCAAGACACGUAAAUGUGGUCAGUCUUGUAUUAACACUCUCAGCUUGCCCUUCAUUUGACAUAUCGUCUAUGUUCUUUUUACUCAUACGUAUCUUUAGUUAACUGUAAUUCUCAUUUAUUCUGAUAGUUUUGUCCGGACAUCGGAUUUAAUAGUUUUCUUGUCUUGUUAAACAUUUAGGUAUGUAUUGCCGUUUAUUUACUUCCUUAUGAUAUAUGUCAGUAUCCUCUUUGCACCAGAAAGCACUUUUGGAAAACCUCUUGUCCAUAUACAGUACUAUAUACUUGUUAUUUUACUUUGUAUGCAAUAUGACUUUGCUGUUACAGUAAUUAAAGAAAACAUUACGGCA
Molecule: messenger RNA, 2424 nt
Organism: Oncorhynchus masou masou (cherry salmon)
Lineage: Eukaryota; Metazoa; Chordata; Actinopteri; Salmoniformes; Salmonidae
Product: PTB domain-containing engulfment adapter protein 1-like
Exons: 12
Coding region: 558-1697 (379 amino acids)
Source: RefSeq, a predicted model, not a curated record